UGAUUAAUGGCAUCAUACACAAUUUUUCUUAAACCUCACUCUUUCAAAAUUCUUCUUCAUACUUUCCCAAAUUUGUAGGAAAUGUGGUCAUCCUACCUUUAUAUCUUAAGACCCUACAUUCCCAUUUUUCACAACUCUUUUAUCUUUUGUCACUCUCAAGUUAUAAGUUAUAACCAUGCCUUUUAAUUUUUAACAAUAAAGUUUGAAAUUAAAAUCUUCAUUCAAAUCUUUUAUAAAUUUAUAAAUAAAACCCUUCAUUAUUAUCAUAUUUUCCUUUUUAUUAUACACUUACAAACCACCCCCAACUGCCCCUUUUCAUCAUAUAUAGAAUUUCUACAUUUCCAUAACAACUUAUUAUUAAUUAUUGUACACUUAUUAUUUUAGUAUAACACACUAUUACACACUUCAAAUUGUUGCUUCCUCCUUUACAAUAUUCCUAACUUGGAAAAUCUUGAAGGUCUAGCUCGUUUCGUGUACAACGGUUGCAUUAGAUAUCUUCGGAAAAGUUUUUUUUAGUCAUGGAUUGGUAUUCAUGGUUAUCAAAAACAGGGUUAGAGUCAUCAAUAGUAUAUGAAUAUGGGCUAGCAUUUGCACAAAAUGAGCUAGAAAAAGAGGAUAUAUCAUAUUUCAACCAUGAAUUUCUUCAAAGUAUGGGAAUUACAAUAGCCAAACAUAGGCUAGAAAUUCUUAAGUUAGCGAGAAGAGAGAAAAAUCAAGCACAAAGUUUAAGCUUAAGCUUGAAGCAUCCAAUGGCAAAACUCUUUGUUGCUUUGAAAAAGACCAAAAAGUCCUUGGCUAAUUACAUAGCAACUUUGGUACAUAGGGAAAAUGAUGGAAGAGCACUAAUUGUUUUGUCAAACAAGAAGAAGAUCAACAAGAAGAGUAAAAUCGGCGGCGGCGGCGGCGGAGGUGGUGGUGGGAUAAGCUAUAGUUCAAGAUGGAAGAAGGCAAUGAUGAUGAGGAGUAGUAGUAGGAAAUUAGUGAUGGUUAAUAGUAAUUAUCAAGAUAGAUUAAUGCUCACUAAUGGUGAUUAUUUGGGUGAUUAUGAUAAUAAUAAUCAUGAUUAUGUUGAUGGUGAAGGUGAUCAUGAUUCAGUGGUUGUGUCAUCACCUAAGCUUGAUAGUUACUCAAGUCCUUUGAUGUAUGAUCUUCAUCAAAAUAAUAAGGAAGAUAAUAAUAAAGUUUGUGAUGAUCAAGAAGAUGAUGAAUAUUGGACUCCUGCUCUUGAAGAAAUCAGGUGGGAUGCGAUGUUUCAAGAUUUAAAACCCACUUAAUUUUUCAGAAUUUUGUGGGUUCUUUUUAAAUUUUAAUUUUUUUUUUUUUUUUUUUAAUUUGUGUGUGGAAUGUUGAAAGAUUUUUUUUUUUUUUUUUUCUUUUCAUUUUGACUGUUUAUUUCCAUAAUUUGAGGUUGAAAAGUAGAUAGAAUUUGACUUCAAUAAUUUUUGGGUUUUGGUGAAAAAGAAAUAAUCAACUUUAUGGAAAAAAAAAAAAAAAAAAAGUUGAGGGUGGAAUUUAGUAAGAAGAUAGAAUUGUAGGUGCUUUAGAUGUCAAAGUAAUAUUUUAUAUUAUGUAUGUAAUCUUAGACAUAAUUAUUAUGAGUGUAGAAAAUAUGUUUAUCUUUGUGACUGAUAUGAGUUUGGAUUUUGAGUUAGACCAUAUCAGAUUCUGUAGCUCAGCUGUGUGAGAAUGUAUUAGAUAAUAAUAUAAUAAAAAGUUCAUGAUUUUGAUUUUCCUGUAA
This is a messenger RNA of Chenopodium quinoa (quinoa), 1738 nucleotides long. RefSeq lists its product as uncharacterized. Lineage: Eukaryota; Viridiplantae; Streptophyta; Magnoliopsida; Caryophyllales; Amaranthaceae. The record is from RefSeq and is a predicted model, not a curated record. The transcript has a single exon. Gene Ontology annotation, molecular function: protein binding. The coding region runs from base 519 to 1274 and encodes 251 amino acids.